Rhineura floridana is the source of this 3315-nucleotide messenger RNA. Its product is annotated as trichohyalin-like. The record is from RefSeq and is a predicted model, not a curated record. Lineage: Eukaryota; Metazoa; Chordata; Lepidosauria; Squamata; Rhineuridae. The coding region runs from base 116 to 3190 and encodes 1024 amino acids. The transcript has 18 exons.
AUGUGUAAUGGGCCAUAUGUUUUAUUUAAUAGGUUUUCUAUUGAUCUGUGAAAAAGGAGGGCAUGGGAAGUGUGGAGGAAGAUUGUGACUGAAUGAAAUUUCCAGAGGUUUCAGAAUGGAGAGAAACAUGAGGAAAUUGAGGAAACCUGCUGCUAAGGACACCACAGAGCAGGAUGAAACAAAGAAUCUAACAGAAAAGGAGAAGGUAAUCAGGAGAGAAGUGAAGAGUCUACUGCAGGGCGAACUGGAAAAGCUCUUGGCCGGGGAGAUUGAGGACGAAGGGGAGAGUACAGCACUACAACAUGAAGCAGAGAAGCGCAAGGAGGAGGAGAAGUCCAAGGAGGAAAGAGACCGCGUAUCAUUGCGCAAUGCAGUAGGGAAAGCCACGCCGAGGGGAAUAUCUAAGGAAGACAUGGACCGUAUAUCUUCAGAGUGUGCAGUAGGGAAAGUGAUGCCAAGGGGGAUGUCCAAGGAAGAAAUGGACCAUGAAUCUUCGCGGGACACAGUAGGGAAAGUUACGCCAAGCGGGAUGUCCAAGGAACAAAUGGAAUGUGUAUCUUCACGGGACACAGUAUGGAAAGGUACGCCAAGGGGGAUGUCCAAGGAAGAAAUGGAGCUUGUAUCUUCGCGGGACACAGUAGGGAAAGCUACGCCAAGGGGGAUGUCCAAGGAAGAAAUGGAGCGUGUAUCUUCGCGGGACACAGUAGGGAAAGUGAUGCCAAGGGGGAUGUCCAAGGAAGAAAUGGUGCGUGUAUCUUCACGGGACACAGUAGGGAAAGUGAUGCCAAGGGGGAUGUCCAAGGAAGAAAUGGAGCGUGUAUCUUUGCGGGACACAGUAGGGAAAGUGAUGCCAAGGGGGAUGUCCAAGGAAGAAAUGGAGCGUAUAUCUUCGCGGGACACAGUAGGGAAAGUGAUGCCAAGGGGGAUGUCCAAGGAAGAAAUGGAGCGUGUAUCUUCGCGGGACACAGUUGGAAAAGUUAUGCCAAGGGGGAUGUCCAAGGAAGAAAUGGAGCGUGUAUCUUCGCGGGACACAGUUGGAAAAGUUACGCCAAGGGGGAUGUCCAAGGAAGAAAUGGAGCGUGUAUCUUCACGGGACACAGUUGGAAAAGUUACGCCAAGGGGGAUGUCCAAGGAAGAAAUGGAGCAUGUAUCUUCGCGGGACACAGUUGGAAAAGUUACGCCAAGGGGGAUGUCCAAGGAAGAAAUGGAGCGUGUAUCUUCACGGGACACAGUUGGAAAAGUUACGCCAAGGGGGAUGUCCAAGGAAGAAAUGGAGCGUGUAUCUUCGCGGGACACAGUUGGAAAAGUUACGCCAAGGGGGAUGUCCAAGGAAGAAAUGGAGCGUGUAUCUUCGCGGGACACAGUUGGAAAAGUUACGCCAAGGGGGAUGUCCAAGGAAGAAAUGGAGCAUGUAUCUUCACGGGACACAGUUGGAAAAGUUACGCCAAGGGGGAUGUCCAAGGAAGAAAUGGAGCGUGUAUCUUCGCGGGACACAGUUGGAGAAGUUACGCCAAGGGGGAUGUCCAAGGAAGAAAUGGAGCGUGUAUCUUCACGGGACACAGUUGGAAAAGUUACGCCAAGGGGGAUGUCCAAGGAAGAAAUGGAGCGUGUAUCUUCGCGGGACACAGUUGGGAAAGUUACACCAAGGGGGAUGUCCAAGGAAGAAAUGGAGCGUGUAUCUUCACGGGACACAGUUGGAAAAGUUACGCCAAGGGGGAUGUCCAAGGAAGAAAUGGAGCGUGUAUCUUCACGGGACACAGUUGGAAAAGUUACACCAAGGGGGAUGUCCAAGGAAGAAAUGGAGCGUGUAUCUUCACGGGACACAGUUGGAGAAGUUACACCAAGGGGGAUGUCCAAGGAAGAAAUGGAGCGUGUAUCUUCACGGGACACAGUUGGAAAAGUUACACCAAGGGGGAUGUCCAAGGAAGAAAUGGAGCGUGUAUCUUCACGGGACACAGUUGGAAAAGUUACACCAAGGGGGAUGUCCAAGGAAGAAAUGGAGCGUGUAUCUUCACGAGACACAGUUGGAGAAGUUACACCAAGGGGGAUGUCCAAGGAAGAAAUGGAGCAUGUAUCACCACUGGAUGAUGUAGGGAAAGGUACACCAAGGGGGAUGUCCAAGGAAGAAAUGGAGUGUGUAUCUUCGCAGGAUGAAGUAGGGAAAGCCACAGCAAAGUGGAAAUUUAAGCAGGAAAUGGACCAUGUCACAUUACAGGAUGAAGUAGUGAAACUCAUGGAGGAGAAGGAGGAGGACCAGGAGGAAAGGGACAGUGCAUUAUUGGAAGAUGAAGCAAAUCAACUCAUGGAGAAAGAGAAAAAGGCAAAGCUUAGCUUGCGGUCAAGUCAAAGAGGCAUUGGAGGCUUGUGGGCUAAACACAAAGAGAAAAUGAAAGGGGUCGUAGAGAAACGGAGACUGUCUUUGCUGCCUCCUGGUUACUUUGCCAAGUUAUCUCAGAUGUUUACCCCAAAUUUUUCUGGUCUCCAGAACACGGAAACUUCAGAAGCACCAGGAAGAUUUCAGAAAAGAGAUAACCAACCAAAAUUAGCUAGCCUGUUCAGCUUUGAGCCUUCUGGUAGCUCUCAGGGCAAGAAACUAACACUGAUGAGGAGAGUGCCACCCCAGAGGGAUCUCCUUUCUCCAAGGUUACCCAAGACCAUCAAUGAGGAUGUAUGUGCCCCUGAGGAUGAGAAAAGUUCAGAAGGGGCAAAGGAGCCACAGGAAGAGAAUCGCCCUUCGUCAAGCAAUCCUGAGAGUGCAAUGUCUAAAUCUGCCAAGGUUUCUCCUGAGCAAAAAAAGAAGGUUGCAACAGCUCCAAAAGAACUCGGCGCCCAUCCUCCCAAGAAACUUGAAUGCGACUCCUUGUACUCAUACCCAGGAAUGGGGAGCUCUGUCUGGAACAUGGGGCAACGAAUCUCCCACUGGCGGACAGCCCACCAACGUGGGUAUCAAGUGGACCAGUUUACUCAGGAUAAAAGUUACAAGCAAAGACUUGUGAAACAUGAGCGGGACAUCAAGACAGCUAUGCCCUUGCCUCUCCAGGAAGUGAUGGAGGAAGAGGUGUUGGCCAUCUUAAUGGAAACCCUGUUUGCCUACCAGCACAAAUUAGGACCGGUGCACCCCCUAACUGUCCAGAUGGAGCAGCAGGUGGACAAUCUUCACUUCCAACUGCAGGGAAGAGGAGCGUUUUGAGUAAAGAUGCUGUGCAAAAGAAGCCCAUCCAACCUCUUGCGCAUCUCCACCCCAACCCUGAAACCACCAGCAGUGAAAAUAAAGCACUGAAUUUGUGUGAAGAGGAUACCCAUACGUAGUUAGCC